GAGGGCAUCUAGGGUUUAUCUCCUCUCGCCGCAGCCUCCCUCGAGCGCAACAAAGGAGCAAGGCGAACGCGGCGGCGGCGGCGGCCGAAGAUGUCAGAGAAGAAGCGCGGCGCCGGCACCCGCAAGGAUGAGGUGGUGACCCGUGAGUACACCAUCAACCUCCACAAGCGCCUUCACGGAUGCACCUUCAAGAAGAAGGCACCAAAUGCCAUCAAGGAGAUCAGGAAGUUCGCUCAGAAGGCCAUGGGCACAACUGAUGUCCGGGUCGAUGUGAAGCUCAACAAGCACAUCUGGAGCAGUGGUAUCCGAAGCGUGCCAAGGCGAGUUCGUGUCAGAAUUGCCCGCAAGAGGAACGACGAGGAAGAUGCAAAGGAGGAGCUCUACUCCCUGGUCACAGUCGCUGAGAUCCCUCCAGAAGGUCUCAAAGGUUUGGGAACAAAGGUUGUCGAGGAUGAGGACUAAGCCCCUCCAUUGUUUCAGCCAGUUAGCACUUAGCGCAAUAUCUCUGCUGAGAGCGAAAUUUGGGAGUCUUGGUUCAGCUUAUUGUUAUCUACUGUUGAUGACUUUUGUAAUAGAAGAUUCGAGAUGUUGCUUAUUUCUUUGAAGCGCUUGAAAUUUUGACUUGU
Molecule: messenger RNA, 626 nt
Organism: Phragmites australis (common reed)
Lineage: Eukaryota; Viridiplantae; Streptophyta; Magnoliopsida; Poales; Poaceae
Product: large ribosomal subunit protein eL31
Exons: 2
Coding region: 91-462 (123 amino acids)
Biological process (GO): cytoplasmic translation
Cellular component (GO): ribosome; cytosolic large ribosomal subunit
Molecular function (GO): structural constituent of ribosome
Source: RefSeq, a predicted model, not a curated record